AUGUUCGUCAUAGCGACCAUGCGUGACCUGAAGCGUAAGGAGAAGCUGGUGGAGGCAGCGGGGGAGGCGUACGGACGCACGCUGACCCUGGCCACGCUGGACGUCUGCACGGACCAGUCAGUCACAGACUGUAUCAACAGCAUCAAGGGACGCCAUGUGGACGUGCUCAUCAACAACGCGGGGAUCGGUCUGGUGGGGCCUCUGGAGAGCAUCCCCAUGCAGGAGAUGAAACAGGUGUUUGAGACCAACGUGUUCGGUGUGAUCCGGAUGAUCAAGGAGGUGAUGCCAGACAUGAAGAAGAGGAGAGGAGGCCACAUCAUCGUGAUCAGCAGUGUGAUGGGCCUACAAGGGGUGGUGUUUAACGAUGUGUAUGCAGCGUCUAAGUUUGCAAUUGAGGGCUUCUGUGAGAGUUUGGCUGUGCAGCUGCUCAAGUUCAACGUCACCAUGUCCAUGAUCGAGCCAGGCCCAGUGCAUACAGAGUUUGAGGCUAAGAUGAUUGAGGAUGUUCGUCAGAAGGAGUUUCCAGGAGCAGAUGCAGACACAGUAAACUACUUCAAGAACGUGUACCUGCCCUCCUCCCUCGACAUCUUCCAGACCCUGGGGCAGAACCCCGAUGACAUCGGCAGGGUGACCCAGAAGGUGAUAGAGUCGGACAGUCCCCGCUUCAGGAACAUGACCAACCCCCUGUACACUCCCAUCGUGGCCUUGAAGUACGCAGAUGAGACAGGGGGCCUGUCAGUCAAGGCCUUCUACCACAUGCUGUUCAACCUGGGUCCCCUCAUGCACAUCAGCAUGAAGGCCAUGCAGUACCUCACCUGUGGCUGUCUGAGGGGCCGAGCUGUGGCCCCACACUGACACAUAUACACACACUGACACACACACACUGACACAUAUACACAC
Hypomesus transpacificus is the source of this 900-nucleotide messenger RNA. Its product is annotated as retinol dehydrogenase 8-like. The record is from RefSeq and is a predicted model, not a curated record. The transcript is spliced from 6 exons. Gene Ontology annotation, cellular component: cytoplasm. Gene Ontology annotation, biological process: estrogen biosynthetic process. NCBI's taxonomy places the organism in Eukaryota, Metazoa, Chordata, Actinopteri, Osmeriformes, Osmeridae. Gene Ontology annotation, molecular function: estradiol 17-beta-dehydrogenase [NAD(P)+] activity. Bases 1 to 855 code for a protein of 284 amino acids.